Fusarium pseudograminearum CS3096 is the source of this 1485-nucleotide messenger RNA. RefSeq lists its product as uncharacterized. NCBI's taxonomy places the organism in Eukaryota, Fungi, Ascomycota, Sordariomycetes, Hypocreales, Nectriaceae. The record is from RefSeq and is a predicted model, not a curated record. Bases 1 to 1485 code for a protein of 494 amino acids. Gene Ontology annotation, molecular function: FAD binding; oxidoreductase activity. The transcript has 4 exons.
AUGCAUCUGCAAGCUCUUACCGGUCUAGCCACAUUGGCUGUCACUGCGGCCUCUCAGACCCUCUGGUCUCGAGACGUUGACUACAAGGCGCUUAGCAAGGAGCUGUCAGCCUCUGCAAAGGUCUACUUCCCUGGCACCGAGGACUUUGAAGCUGCUUCGAAGCGUUGGUCCAACCUUGAUACGCCAACCGCCAACAUUGUCGUUGUUCCCGCCACUGAGAACGAUGUCGUUGAGAUUGUCAAGUUUGCCAACAAGAAGAACCUGCCCUUCCUGGCCCAGAACAGUGCUCAUGGAGCGAUCACCACUCUGGGGCAGAUGAAGCAGGGUAUCGAGAUUUAUCUCAACCAGCUCUCUGGUGUCAAGAUCGCCAAAGAUGGAAAGAGUGUCACCAUUCUUGGUGGAACCGCAUCCAAGAAAGUGACCAUGGGUCUUUGGGAGGCUGGAAAGCAGACAGUCACUGGCUGCUGUGAAUGUGUGGGCUAUGUCGGUCCAGCCCUCGGCGGAGGCCAUGGUUGGCUUCAGGGUCGUCACGGUCUCAUUGCCGACCAGUUCGAGUCAAUGAACAUUGUUCUCUCCAACGGUACUCUUGCCACUGUUGACGAGAACUCUGAGCUGUGGUGGGCUCUCAAGGGAGCUGGCCACAACUUUGGCAUUGUCACUUCAGUCACUUCCAAGACUUACGAUGCCAAGUUCAAGAACUGGGCAUUUGCUAGCUUGACCUUCAAGGGCGAGAAGGUUGAGGAGCUGUACGAGACCAUCAAUAAGUACAUCCUCAAGAAUGGCACACAGCCUACCGACCUGAUUAACUGGUCUUACUGGUUCAACAUUCCCGCUUUGGAUCCCACUGGUCCUAUUGUCCAGAUCCUCCUCAUGCAAGAGGGCGUUGACGUAGUCGACAAGGCAUACACUGAUCCCUUCCAGAAACUAAAGCCCCUCGCAGUUGACGCGAAGAAGGGUGUCUACACAGAUCUUGCCAAAUGGGUCGGGGUGACCACUGAGGAUGGCCCCUGCCAGAAGAACGGAGCCAUGAACCCCCGUUUCCCCAUUUACCUCGAGACAUACAACCCAGCCGCGCAGAAGAAGGCCUUCAACUACUUUGCCGACAACAUCCGAGGCGACUCUAUCUUCAAUGGCUCGCUGGUCACUUUCGAUGGUUACUCCACUGAAGGCGUCAAGGCUGUUGACUCCAAGAGCACCGCUUUCGCAUACCGAAACCAGAACAUUCUUGUGGGCCCGUUGUUGAGCUACCAGUCCAACGGAACUGCCACGGAUGAGAAGGCUUCUGAGAUUGGCCACAAGAUCCGAGACAUUCUGCACGAGGGAACUGGGCGUAGCACUGUCCCUGUCUAUGUCAACUAUGCUUUCGGCGAUGAGGGUCCGAAAGAGUGGUACGGAAGCGAGGCCUGGAGACAGAGCCGCCUGCAGGAGUUGAAGGAGGCUUAUGAUCCCAUGGGAAUGUUUAGCUUCUACGCUCCCAUUGCCUAG